CGUGAUCAAAUUCCAAACUCAACCAGACCGUCAAUUGAGCAUCCUGUUGCGCUAACAGUUCCUAUUUGAUUUUGCCCUUAUCACAUCGCAUCGGCUAAUAAUUCCUAACUUCUCCCGCUCUAACGUGCAUUGCAGAAGAAGGAUGGAAACGAGAAUAAGCGAGUUUUGUCUAGUAUUGAUGCUGAUGAAAAUGGAUCCAGGAAAAGAGCAACAUUCGCGUCUCAGGGGAACAAGCCAUGACCUAGACGCCAACCAAGCGAUCUUGGCAAUUUUUAAAAAUCUUCAAAGACAAGUAAGGAAAGACACCUCUGUCAGCCUCUUUAAGGAAUACCCGACAUGAUUUCUAAGAGACGUUGUUAAACUAACGACAUUCCAGGACUAUCCACCUAGAGUGAUCUGUGAUUUUAAUACAAAGAGGCCAACGACCGAAGUCAAUCUUCGCCUUUGAGAUGUCUCUAAGCGACAGAACCGCUCUAACAUCGAUUAAGGUAACGAAACACGUGAUUAGGGUACCCAGCAUUCUUUGAAAGUGUGGUGAAAAUUUAAACAGACAUUUUGUGUUAUUUUUGUUUUUCAGAAACACGAUACGACACUUCUUCGAUUUUUCAAACCAUCAUAGUGUUUUGCUUUCCUUAAAUCCCAGUACAAUAGACCGCGAAAAUGCCGGAAAGUGUAGAUGUUUUCGACGGCCAAAAUGCUGAGGUAAGACGACGACGAAUUUGAAUUUAAAACCCACUUUCAAUCCUAAUCAUGAGCUUGUGACUCACACGCUUUUGUCGAAGAACGUCUUUAAAGACUAAUUGUUUAUUUUUAACAGAAGUACGAGGCCAGAGAAGAAAGAGAGCACCUGCCGAUGGAGCAGCUUGUCAUGAGGUAGAAAGGGGGUUCAUAAACAAACGCAAAAGCAGCCAUUAUUAGCUAGAGUGGUUGACACGUUGCUUUUUUCUAAUCAGCCUUUACAAUAUGGCUGCUACCAUUUCGAUAACGAAAUGUAAGAGAGAAGGUUUUAUUGACCUCUUGCUUUGGACAGCCAUCUUUCUAGGUUAAUCUUCAGUACAAACACAGAUUAAUCGGUUGUGGGUUCCAAAUGACAUAAACAAAGCAUAUUGAAAAAAGUAGUAAAUAAGCAUUUCCAUGAGGUACGAAGGCCUAAAACUGUUGUAAGCAUGUAUCUUCACAACACUAACAGUGAAUAUUUUGUCUUGCUAGGAGCCAACUCUGGAUUUCCAACCUCCUUGUGAGUAUUAAACAAAAAAACUGUCAGCAACUCCCUGGUCUACCCUUGACUUUUGCAACUAACCUUGACAUUGUUAAUUUGAAGCGUUAAACGGCUGUAAACCCUAAUCACUGAAAUGGUCUUUUUCCUACCAGAGGGAGAUUUCUGCCAUUAGAAGACACGCGCUUCAACAAAUCUCCCAGCCCAGAUAUGAGUAAGUCAGUUUCACAUAACACUUGCCUUUGCUACUGUGUGGUCAGAGCUGACAAAUGUUUGUUGAACUUAAUUCCAGAGAGCACGACCAUUCGACCAGUACCCACGCAGCAUUGAUGACAAUUUCUGUUUGCUUAUAAAUCUCACCUACUCAAAAAGCUAAGCCCAAUAUAACGUCAUACACAAUGUUAACCACUUUCUCUGAUAUUUUUUCAGGGCCCAAUAUCACGUCUCUACUUCAAGUGAACAUGUGAGUAUCAAACAAUUGCUCAAUAAUGACACUGAUAAGAAAAUAAACUACCCUGUGAACCAAACACGGUUAUUCCACAUUAUAAAUUGAAUAGCUUGCUGCCUCUCAAUUUCCAACAUAGAAUCGUUAAAAUCUGUUUUCUUGUAACCUCCAAGAUGCACCCUUUUAUUAAGACUGAGAGACUUCUGUCUUGACUCUAGGAUUGUGCCCCUGUUCCCAGACGGCUUGUGCUUGCAGAACGGAAUUGUAGGUACGAAAAUAUCAAACAACCUCAAUUGGUACUUGUAUAUGGUAUUUCGUUAAAAUUCCACAGCAAAGAAGAAAUAACUAGUGGUUUUAUGUUGUCUGCAAGAUGUACUUCUAUUACCAACUACUAAAUAAGGUGUUAUCCUUAACCUAAACUGACUGAUAGAGCAAGACUACUAGAAGUCAAUUCAGCAUUUACACUCGGCAACACAAUCAGCAAGGUUAAAAAAGGCGGAGUUCGAAGAAAAGAUGCCACAUCAAACUCCUUAAUCUUUCCUUUUCAAAAUUCAUAUUUAACAUGAAAACUUAACCGGUUCUUUGGUAUUUUUCCAGGAACUACUGUCACGUCUCCGAUUUUGAAGUGCACGUGAGUAUUCAAAAAUCAUUUGUUGAUAGCAUUGUAUAUAUCUAUUACUUUUCAAAAAACCUUUGGUUCAGCUAAUCUCACGCUGAUGCAGUUCCUUGCCGUGUUAACUUCUUUACACUCCUCGAGAGAGUGAAAUCGAAACCAAUACUCGUCCCAUCCUCAACCCACAGAAAGUUGGUCAAUAACAGCUCAACUGAAAUCGGUAAAUAGUUAAAAUUAUUCAUCAUUUUCGAGUUAACCCUCACAUCUCAGAAAAAGCUGCCCAGUCUGGAAAAGUCUCUUUAUACAACUAAACUUAACUAAGACUAGAGUAUUGAUAUUAUACAAUUUAUCUCUUUCUAGAAUGAAGCAGCUGCCAUCAGAGGACACAUUCAUGGACAACAACAGAUGAGGUAAGGAGACUGCGAGUAGAGAAUCAUGCAUGCUGCAGUAAUUUAAUUGGCAAGUUUUGUUUAACAGAAGAAGUUUCGGAAUUGCGCUCAGAAGCACAGGCCUAUUAGGCCAGCUUUAAAAAUUUCUGGGAGAUAGGUUCAACUAAAGGUUACAAGACCUUUCGUAACCCUUGUGUAUCUUGCACAGUUUCCAUGCAACAACAGUUUUUUAGACAUCACAGCAUACUGAAAUACUGGCAAGUUUGAAAAAAAGGAAACCACAGAUGUCCUGGAAGCUAUCUUCAGUGGGAUAAACUAACCAAAGAUCUGAUUAAUCAUAUUCUGUUUGUAGGUAAAAGCCCUCAUUUGUUUCUCUAUCAAUUGCUUUAAUACUCUUCUUUUUUUUCAGGGAUUGUACUGCUGUCUCUCUUUUAACCGUUCAGGUAAACAUGCUAAAUCCCUUUCCCUUCUAUUAUUAAAUUUUUUCUUUUCGAAGGAAGUGCCUCAUUUUCCGAAAAAUUUUCAACAAUUUCAGCACAAAGUUAAUAAAUCAAGGAUAAAACAUAUCUUUCUUCUUCAUAGGAGGGAACAGCUCUUAUUAGGCGACACGUGCAACAAAGGCAGCCACAACUGUUUAGGUGAGACUAUCUCUGAGAGAGACACAAAUGAUACCAAUGAUAAUAAUCUUGGCCAGAUUUCACAUACAAAGAUUUAGUAAAGGAAGGGAUUUAAUUGCUUGGAGGCUCGCAUGUGGAUGCUGGGCUCGAUGUGACAGACUUUGUCCUUGGUAAAGGACACAGUUGUAAGACUGUUCGGGUUGUUUGGAGUGAGUCAGUUCUUCCUCCUAUGUCAAUUUCCUUGUCAAGGAUCUUAUGACUCUACGAUGCACAGUGAGUUGCAGCUUCUGAUGUUGCUUGGUGUUUGCUUGAGGGUAUCCUUCCAGCAUUUUGUAAGGGUACUUAUGCUGCGCUUCCUUCAAGCUAGCUCACUGUGAAGGGUGGUUUUAGACAGUUCGCUUUCCUCCAAUGUUACAUUGUGGUCCUUUCAGUACAGCUGUACUCUCGCAACCGUGGCUUUCAAGCUGAGUGGCUUGGCGCGGUCAUUGUUGCGGUGACAAUGGAAACCAAAAAUGGUCCUGAGGCAUUCUUGGUAGAACUAUUCAAAAGGGAUGUUGAGAAAAGCUUGACAGAAAAGGUCAAUACUCGUGCUUGCUCUGAGAUCAUUGUUUUCCCAGAUCCUUUCUGAAAGUAGAUGAGACAGUGGCGGUUUUUACCAGCUUGUUAUCCACUUCUUUUGCUUGUUGUUGUUGUUGUUGUUUUUUUUACUUGGGUCACCAUGGUGCAGCUAAGAACUGCUGUGCGGCUAUCAGGUCAAACUGAGAUGAUUUCGUGAGAGAGGGGGAAGGCUGGCAAUGGAGCACUUUCACCUUUUAAAGGCUGAUCUCUAAACCAAGAAGCUUUGCCGCCUCAGCAAAACAAUCGGUGGGGUGUAAGGUUUCUUUGCUAUGUCUCAUUAAGAAAAAUUGCCAAAAAAACAGCAUUGUCUUCAAAGAAACCUUUUCUUACCACCAACAGGGGAGUUUCAGUGAAGGCUUGGAGGAGUUGUAGGAGAAAAUGUUCCAAUUGGUAUGAUAUAGAGGGAAAAAAUCGUGGCCCGCAUAGAGUACUGUUUAAUUCAAUACUCUUAAUGGUUGCUGUAUAGCCAGUAAUGAUGGUCAAGUAAUUUUGAGGACAUCCAAUUCGCUGUAAGAUUCUCCACAGACCAUUUUUCAGACCAUAUCAUCAAAAGCUUUGGUGAAGCCCUAUAAGGUGACGUGUAACCCCCUCUGUUGUUCCCUACACUUUCCUUGGUGUCUUUGUUUAUUUAAAAGCUGCAUCGUAUGAAAGUUUGGUGGUGUUCUGCAGUAUUUGGCAUUAGGUGACUGAGUGGCAGUCUUGUGAGGAUCUUCCCAGCACUGAAGGGAAAGGUGAUCCUCUGUGAUAGUUACCUCAGACUUAGGUAGUUGAAAUUCUAUGACAUGACAUCAUGAAAGGAAAGUAUCGCCAUCUGCUAUCAGGAACAGAGCCAGGACAAGAUGAAAGACUUCCUAUUUCCUUGAAACUGCACUUUUUCCUGACUUCUAUCACAGAUGUAAAUUCCGCUAACUCGAAUUGAAAUUCUCUGACUUUGCCUUGACUCUGAAGAAACUUAUUUUCCCUGACUCUUCAGUGAACUAAGGCAACCAUGUGGCGGGUAUCAAUCGCAGUAUUAUUUACAUGGAGUACGUGGGAUGAAGUGAACAGCACUUCAGGAUGGCAGUGCUGUCUGGUAAAACGUCUUGACCGUCCAUACUGCUGAGUGGGUUCUGUGACUGGGAGUGUAACCUUUAGAUGGCUUUCAGAGCCUCGUAGAAGGUUUCGUGGUUAUCUGCUGCAGCAAAAGUUUUCAUAUUUUUGGAAAGUUUGACCCACUAUACGUUCUGCAUCCAAUAAUACAAUAUUUCAUGAUGUAUUGAUGUCAUAGAACCACGGCGAGUUUGUGUUCUUUCGAAACCACUAUUCGAGACAACAAAGUGAACAUAAUUUGAAUAGAACAUUUCAAAGCUAAUCUCAUUCACUAUUACUCUACGCAACUCCUGAACAAAACGAAAGCUAAUACUCUUUUGUAAUACUUUUCCAGGAACCAUUCAGAUGUCUCCAUUCUAACAGUCCACGUAAGUAUGAUAGUGUGAUAGCGAUGUUGGCAAUCAUGACCCUAAUAACUGAGUUAAACUCAUAGUUUUCAGUGUUGUGAUCUACACAUCUUUGAGCUCAUAACAGAGGUGCAAUCAAAAGCACAUUACAAAUAAAUGAUUUCCUCAGCAGGGAUGUAGCUAAAGUUUUUAACAGGCGGGAAUCUUGCAAUGAUAGGCGGGUAUAUGGGCCGAAGGCCCACUCUAGCGUGCCUUUGGCACGCUAUACCUAGAUUUGAAGGUGUAAACAAAUGAAAUAAAUAAAUAACAAUCUUCUGACAACAUUUAAAAACAUUUUGGAGAACGAAGUACUGCUUCACAGCCGGAAAAAUCGCGUUCACAGCCGGGUAAUUUUCCCGCCUUCCAGCUGUUAUUUACAUCCCUGCCUCAGCAGUAUCUACACAAUCUGAUAAACGAUUGAAAUAUUUUUUGUACCUAGGACGGAGCAGCCACAAUAAGAAGAUACAUACUUCCCCAGCAGCAAAUGAGGUUAGGGAACUUUCGACAUACAGGAUAUUCUGUAUGAAUCAAGUCCUCAGUUAUGUUUUCUGUGUCCGAGCGCUACGUCACGAAGAUAUACUGAUUUUUUUAGUUGCUUAUCGUAUUUUGUGUCACGCCUUCUUGGAGAAUAUUCCCUAAGUGAUAACAGACCACGUUAUAAGGAUUACCUUGAAUAAUGAAUUCUAGAGGGACCUAUUCCAGUCAAUAAAGCAAAAGCAACAAGCUCAUUCUUAUGGAUAGUUCACAUCUUUCUCCAUGGUGAGGCAAUAACCAAAUCACAUAGUUAACAAUCAUCGUUUGUUUGGUACAAGGAAUGCCAUGAAGUGCUUGUCUAUAUUUUAAUAAUCAUCAAAUGAAAUAUCAGCUGAACCAUAGAGGCAAAGAUUAAAAAGCACUGAAAUAUUCAUUAGUAGUCAUAGACAUUUCCUCUGCGCUUAAUUCUAACUUUAAGUCGUACAACUACUUUUUUACCUAGGAACUUCCCACAAGACGUCUCCACUUUGAGAAUCCAGGUGAGUAUACAAGACCAAGUUAACAAAACCAAAACAAGUACCGAAAAACGAGCAUGGCUUAGCUGUGUUACUUAAACUGUGUCUGACUAUGACAAUUUUUUUUCUCAUUUUUCGAUUUUCCAACUAAGUCCAACGAAAGUAACUUCGGAUUACGAUCUAUCCAUUUCUAGAACGAAGGAGCUGCUAUUAGAGAACACAUUCUAGGACAACAACAGAUACGGUAGGGGACACUUUGAAAAACAGUCUAACGUACUGUCAUAGCCCUUUGAGCAGGAAACCCUUUUAUGCGCUAUCAGAUAAAUGUAGGACACGAGUUGAUAGAAUAUUGGAACUCACACCGAAGUCUCUCAAACAGUAGUUGUAUUAGGUACCACUAACCUGUUAGGUUAACUUCACAGCCCAAUGGUUUUAAGAGUUCUACAAAUUUCUAUUCAAUGCAGUAUGUGCCUCUACGCCUCUUAAUGUUUCUAUCGGCUAUGUCAUUUCUUGAGCCAAAAAAAAUUCUCAUAAACCAAACCUUGUCUCUCCUUGAGAAAGAGGAAUAUGUGGGUUAUUUGAUGAAAGUUGACACAAUAGAAAUUAAGGCAAAGAUGACCAUAAAAAACAUCACUCUAACUGUUGUUGUUGCCAAGAAUGAGGGGUACACACCACACUGUCGUUGUCAAGACCAGUCUUGUUUGCAGCACAUUAUUCUUCCCAGGAUCUUUGCUGGGGUUUUCCUCACCCAAGACCUGAAGGGUCGCCUCCUGGAAUUAUUUUGAUUUCCGAACUUCUUUAUCUUUUUACAGGCAGAUAAAAUUCCUUAAUUAAUCUCCUCUGUAUACUGCUAAAUUAAAAUUAAUCUACAGGAUGCUUGGAUCUUAAGCUGCCCUUACCUUCAACCCAACGAUGCAAACAUCGGACACUACAAUGUAAUAUCAAGCAAUUCCUGUCCGUUUUUAAGAGCAUCUUGAUAAUGAGUCCAACAAUAUCAACAGCUUGAGAUCUGGUUUCAAUGCGUUCGCUUCUAAGAGUUGUCCUGUUGGCACCUGUGAGGUUCAAUAAAAAGAUGAAAAAUUUAUCAAUUUGAACCUACUACAUCAUAUGAAAAAAAAGCUAUAUAACCUAAAUGACUAAUAAAAACACACGCAUAUUUAUAUCAUUUCCACAGACAAAAGCCACGAGAAUGGGGUUGAUUCAGGACAGAUCCAGAAGUUUGUUCAUGGAAACGUCGUUAAUCUAAGACUAUU
Molecule: messenger RNA, 7615 nt
Organism: Pocillopora meandrina
Lineage: Eukaryota; Metazoa; Cnidaria; Anthozoa; Scleractinia; Pocilloporidae
Source: the annotation of a GenBank genome assembly